This is a messenger RNA of Platichthys flesus (European flounder), 1531 nucleotides long. It is a transcript of the gene slc14a2, whose product is annotated as solute carrier family 14 member 2. The coding region runs from base 39 to 1511 and encodes 490 amino acids. Gene Ontology annotation, molecular function: urea transmembrane transporter activity. The transcript has 10 exons. NCBI's taxonomy places the organism in Eukaryota, Metazoa, Chordata, Actinopteri, Pleuronectiformes, Pleuronectidae. Gene Ontology annotation, cellular component: membrane. The record is from RefSeq and is a predicted model, not a curated record. Gene Ontology annotation, biological process: urea transmembrane transport.
CACUGUCGUACAGCUUGAGAAAGGCUGGCAACCCAUUGAUGCCUGGAUCAAACUGCUCAAAGGAUAUUCAGAAGAAUAUCAACUGGUCCACCAGCUCUCCGGUCCAUAGCCUCACUGAAGACCAGCCACUGAUGAUGGAGGACAGCACCCAGGUGAGCAUGAAGGAGAAGGAGCAAGAACUGCCUGGAAGACUCACAGGGCUGCAGAAGGCUCGGGCCCGACUCCUCAAGGGAGUCUCCUACUUCGCUGGAGACAUGGAGCCGUUUGGGAAAUGGAUGGAAAAACAGUUCAUCCUGCUGCAGCUGCUGGACUGGGUUCUCCGCGGAGCUGCCCAAGUUAUGUUCGUUAACAACCCUCUGAGUGGCCUCAUCAUUUUUGCCGGCCUCAUCCUGCAGAACUACUGGUGGGCCCUCAAUGGCUUUGUGGGCACACUUUUUGCAACCAUUUCUGCCCUCAUCCUGAAACAGAACAGGGGUGCAAUAGCUGCUGGGCUUUACGGGUACAACGGUAUCCUGGUAGGUCUGCUGAUGGCUGUGUUCUCCAAUAAAGGAGACUGGUACUGGUGGCUUCUGCUGCCCAACAUCUUCAUGUCCAUGAUGUGCCCGAUUGUGUCCAGCGCCAUUGCGUCUAUUCACAGUCGCUGGGAUCUGCCUGUGUUCACACUGCCCUUCAACAUCCUGGUGUGUCUCCACAUGGUCGCCACCGGUCACUACAACCACCACUUCCCCCAGGUUCUCAUCCAGCCUCGCUCAGAGCUGCCCAACAUCACCUGGUCCAAUAUCGAUUUACCCAAGCUGUUCAUGUCAGUCCCUGUGGGAGUAGGCCAGGUUUACGGCUGUGACAACCCUUGGACGGGAGGAAUCUUCAUAAUCUCGCUCUUCAUCUCCUCCCCGAUCACCUGUGCUCACGCCGUCCUGGGAUCUGCAGUGGGCAUGGUUUCAGGUUUGGCUCUGUCUGCUCCUUUUGGAGAUAUCUACUUUGGCCUCUGGGGCUACAACUGUGUGCUAGCCUGCAUCGCUAUUGGAGGAAUGUUUUAUGCCCUCACCUGGCAGGUGCACCUGCUCGCCAUCACGUGUGCUUUUUUCUGCGCAUACCUCGGCUCGGCUAUUGCCAAUAUAAUGUCCAGGUUUGGUCUGCCAGCCUGCACCUGGCCUUUCUGUCUCUCUGCCCUGACUUUCCUCCACCUGACCACGGGGACCAAUACUAUCUUCAAACUCCCACUGGCCAAAGUCGCGUAUCCCGAGAAGAACCUGAUCUGGUUCUGGAAGAUGAAGAAGGAGGAGAAAAUGAAGAAGUCUGAGGCAGAGAGGGACGAGCAGGAGAAGCAGCAGAAAGCCAUGGAGGAGGAACUGAUCCUAAAUGAGAAAGAGCAACUUAGGCUUGACCUCGAAAGAGCGGAGGAAGGGAGCGUACAACACGACGCAUCACAGGGUAAAAAUGAAGUGACACCCCUGGAAGAACAAAGGACCCAUCAAGACAAUGAAAAAGUCGGAGAGAACGACCAAACCUAGAUAACUCUUACUAGUUAUGU